Messenger RNA from Passer domesticus (house sparrow), 6789 nucleotides. It is a transcript of the gene ZNF507, whose product is annotated as zinc finger protein 507. Gene Ontology annotation, cellular component: nucleus. Lineage: Eukaryota; Metazoa; Chordata; Aves; Passeriformes; Passeridae. Gene Ontology annotation, biological process: positive regulation of transcription by RNA polymerase II. The transcript is spliced from 7 exons. The record is from RefSeq and is a predicted model, not a curated record. The coding region runs from base 192 to 3140 and encodes 982 amino acids.
UCCUGGGCAGGGACGGGGAUCCCUCCAGUUCACUCUGAUAAUUUGUGUGCAGUUCUUAGCGUCCCCCUGAAAACCAAAGUGUGCACAGUAAGAAUUAAACUCCAAGCAAAGAGUGACAUAGCACACGUGUACUGUAGGUAUGCGUCUGGUAACGGGGAUCAGCUCCAGGCAUCCCAAACAGUCCAGGUAUUAUGGAAGAAGGAAGCAGCAUUGCAGUAUUGAUGCCAAAUAUUGGGGAGCAGGAGGCUGUGUUGAUUUCUGAAACAGUCAUUGGCCCAACACUGCAGAGCAGUGAAGAGCAGAGAAAAUGUAAAACUGACCCCCUGAUCCACGUCAUCCAGAAGCUGAGCAAAAUAGUUGAAAGUGAGAAGUCACAAAGGUGCCUUUUAAUAGGGAAGAAACGUUCCCAUGCCGACGCUUCUGCGCAGUCCUUGGACGCAGCCGAGCUCUGUGAAAUCCCAGCUAAAGCCAUCGAGCUCUCGGUGAUUGCUACUAAAAAGACUGAAGAGUUGCAAGCAGAUUAUUUUGUGACUGAAUGUCUUCCACCAAGCAAAAAAAAGGUGACGUGCUAUCAAUGCGGUCUCUGUAAUUUUCUAUCGCCUUCGCUCUUAACUCUACAAGAGCAUAUAAAACAACAUGGGCAAAAAAAUGAAGUGAUAUUAAUGUGCUCAGAAUGUCAUUUUGCCUCCAAAAGCCAAGAAGAACUUGAAUCCCACUUCCAACAUCACCACGAGAAUGGUGGUAAAAACAGCAUCCAGAAAAAAGUGCAGCAGUGUGUCAACGUCACAAGUUCAUUUCUGCAAGGGCCGGUGGAAGGAAGUGUCAAAUCAGGGACUGAUCAGACAGGAAACGUGGAAUGUAAGGAUGCAGCUCAGUCUGCUCCUGUGCCUGAAAUGGGUAGGAGGAAAUGGUACACCUACGAGCAGUAUGGCAUGUACAGGUGUUUGAUUUGCAGGUACACCUGUGGUCAGCAGAGGAUGUUGAAAACACACGCCUGGAAACACGCGGGGGAGGUUGAUUGCUCCUACCCCAUCUUUGAGGAAGAAAAUGAAAACACCAGCUUGUCAGAGACAGUUGUAACUCACACACCUCAGAGUGUGGAUACAGUUGUCCUCUCUUUGGAAAACAGUGAACUUGAUAUCCAUAGUGAGCCUUCUCUUCAGCUUCAGAUUUGCAAUUCUGAGCAGCUGUCUUGUAAAUCGCCCAUAGGAACAAAUGUAAAAGAGGAAGAGAUAUUGAGUGAGUCCGUGGUGCAUUCUCCUACUACAGAGGUUGUAGAGGAGACUGUGUCAGAUACAGAACCAGACAAUAUGAUAACUGACAGCCUGCUUUCAUCAGCACAGAAAAUCAUCAGUUGUAGUCCAAAUAAAAAGGGUCAUGUUAAUGUCAUAGUAGAGCGUUUGCCGGGUGCUGAAGAAAGUGUUUUACAAAAGCCAUUCUUAAUGAACACUGACAUUGAAACAGAAAAAAAAUUGAUCUCAGAGGAGUCCUCUGUUACCUGUGAAGACCCUGAAGUUUAUCAUUCAGAUGCAAUUCAGGAAGUAAUAAUAGAAUGGAAUAACACCGAGAAGAAAGAUAACGAAUUAAGCACUAAUAAAAAUGUAACAGCUGAUGAAAACGUGCCUCCUGCACGAAGGAGGACAAACUCAGAGUCUUUGCGACUGCACUCCUUGGCAGCAGAAGCUCUUGUUACAAUGCCAGUUCGAGCUGCAGAGUUGACCCGGUCCAGCCUCAGGGCUCUGACUGGAGAAGAUGCUGUGGAUGCAGGUGCAGGACAGGGAGGAGCCGAUGGCCCGUGCAUGGCUCACUCUAAAGUGGUGUCCUCACUUAAGGAUCCUUCAGAGGAGUUCGGUGGCUUAAACCAAAGUGAAUGUGCAAUAGUUGAGAUAAAGAAAGACAGACCGGAGCUAUCAGAAGCGCCAAUUAAAAUGGGCAUCAGCAUGUCACUGCUCACCGUCAUUGAAAAGCUGAAGGAGAGGACGGACCAGAACGCCUCGGACGAUGACAUCCUGAAGGAGCUGCAGGACAACGCGCAGUGCCAGGGCGGCGGCGAGGCGGCCGUGGCGGGCAGCAGCCUGGUGGAGUUCAUCCCCAGCGCCGAGCGGCCGUACCGCUGCCGCCUGUGCCACUACAGCAGCGGCAACAAGGGCUACAUCAAGCAGCACCUGCGCGUGCACCGCCAGCGCCAGCCCUACCAGUGCCCCAUCUGCGAGCACAUCGCCGGCGACAGCAAGGGCCUCGAGGGCCACAUGAUCAACCACUGCAAAGCUCGCAUGUACCAGUGCAAGCAGUGCGAGGAGUCCUUCCACUACAAGAGCCAGCUGCGAAACCAUGAAAGAGAACAACACAGUCUUCCAGAUCUCUUCUCCACAGCCACAGCUAACAAACUAAUAGUUUCCAACGAAGCAGAUGAUAGAGAAGGAAGCAAGUGUUCAGGCCAGAAGCUGUUCAGGUGUGAUGUCUGUGACUACACGAGCACGACGUACGUCGGCGUGCGCAAUCACCGCCGCAUCCACAGCUCGGAUAAGCCAUACAGAUGUCGCGUGUGUGACUUCGCCACCACAAAUAUGAAUAGCUUGAAGUGCCACAUGAGGCGGCACCCCCAGGAGCACCAGGCAGUGCAGCUCUUGGAACAGUUCAAAUGUUCUCUCUGUGGAUAUGUAUGUAGCCAUCCUCCAUCCCUGAAGUCCCACAUGUGGAAACAUGCAAGUGACCAAAAUUACAACUAUGAACAAGUGAAUAAAGCUAUUAAUGAUGCAAUUUCACAAAGCAGUAGGUUUCAAGGACAGCUGACUGACAAAACCUUAUUAGAAGGUGCAGAUGAAAGUACAGUACCUAUACUAGGAAGUUCAGACAACCUGGUGUCUUUUACAGAGUCCAUUAACCAGACUACAAAUGAAAUUUCAGGUUCUGAUGAAAAUGAAAAACCUACCUUGAUGAAUACCUCAUGCAGUUUAGAAAAGAACUCCACUCUACCCCAUCUUGGCACAGAAUACUGUGUUCUUCUCUUCUGCUGCUGCAUUUGUGGUUUUGAGUCUACCAACAAAGAAAAUCUGCUGGAUCAUAUGAAAGAACAUGAGGGUGAAAUCAUAAACAUCAUUCUAAACAAGGACCACAGCACGACUCAGAAUACAAACUAGGUGAAGCAGUAAGUUGAGAGGAUUUCCUAGAGUGAAUAUUUUCUUUUUUUGCUAAUUUUUGCCUGAGAAACUUGCUAAAGAGAAGAAUUGCAAGCAAAACUUGAUUUCCCAUCCUGAGUUCUUGUUUCAGUAGGAGUACAGUGUUUGAACCAGGGACCGAUGAAUCAUUUAAGAGAUAAAUAUAAGGUGUGGAGAAUAGAACGAUCCAAUUUAACCUGUUACUUCUUUAUAUGGUGCCAAGAAUGUAGGAUUGUUGUUUUUUUUCAUUUCCUGUCAGGUACUAGUCAGUAAUAAUGCAUUAGCACAGUACUUUAAAACCCAAAGGUGUGAAAGCUUUGAAUCACUUGAAAAGCUUCUUUCUUCCUACCUCUUUGUUGUUUUCCAAGUAAUUCAGCAAAGAAGGUUUUUACCCUCUUUUUUGAAAGAUGAUCUGGCAGAUCAGGUAGAACUGUUACAAUAUGAUCUGGUAAUCCGUCUCCCUGGAAGGUGGGGAGAGGGGAGGUGAGCCAGGGCAUGUGUGUGUCACAUUCACACACAGGAGUUCCAUUUUUCCCAGUCUAUUUUUGACUUUACAAACUCCCAUGUCAUCUUCCAACAAAGACUGCCAUCCUUUCCAUUGAUUUACAGCAUCAGGAGCUGAAGGGUCUAGAAGCAUUUUGUUAAUAACUAUUUGUUUGAUUGGAUCUUAACUACAAAACUGCUAUCUUUUCAACUCAUAGUGUGUCACAGAUUAUUUUUUAUAACAAUAACCUGUUGUUUUUUCGUGGUUUUCUUGACAUGUUCAAACAAAUUACUUAGAAAAAGAAAAACUUAUAAUGUCACUUUCCAUUUUUGGUGAUUAUUUUGCAGUAUGGAUGAGCAAUGUUUUUACUGAGAACAAGAUAUUAACAAUAAUUGCCACAAAGUGAUGCAGAUUAAAUCUAUGUAGAUUCCAAAAGAUGUAGGUGAGCACAAAUUGGGAUUUUCAGAACGCCUACGUGCUUUGGCAAUCUUUGAAAUGCCACUGGCUGGCCAAAUUUCCCACUUGUCUGUCAGAGCUGUAACUGUGGAAAUAAUGAGCUGAAAGAUAAUCUUCCUGUAGAAAAUCAUAUUUAAAAAAAGAAAUGGUAAACAAUGUCUUAAGCCAAACUGUAUCCAGUCACUUACUGAAUAAAUUUUACUAGUGCCUAUAGUAUGGAUUGAUAAAAGGAAUUAGAGAUUACCUUGUUGACUAAGAAACACACAGAAAUCUCACCCUUUAAAACCCUUCAGCUUUUAAAAUUACAGUGUGAGUAUUUUUUGUCUGUUGUUUUUACAGUUACAGCAGCUGGCAGCAGAAGAUACUCAUCUGUAUAUCAAUGUGGAAUAUUAUUACACUGGCUAGUUCCUGGCAACUUUGUUAAGUUAUUGAUUAAGUUGGCUGCUUAAUUUCUUGAAAGAUUCAUUAAGUGUAGUAUCACUUCCAGAGAAGCCCUUUGGCAGCCAGAUUAAAACUCCCUAGUUCAGGCAUGUGUUCCUGCUCCUGGUGAAUGGCAGAUGCCCAGCAGCUUGCCUGGUGCUCACACGGGCAUGCAGUGACCUGGUUUUUAGUAGCUCAGUAUUUACCAGAUUCCUUACUCUUAGGAAAACAGGGGUUUCUGGUUCCUGUAUUUGCACCCUUCUGGCAGCAGAAAUGAGCUGCUGCAGCUGUAAAUGUGAGAGGCUGGCACACGGAGUGUCUGUAUUGUGCUAGCACUGCCUGGAAGUGGCAACCAGGAAAAGAAAACAGUACCAGAAGUCACAGCUUCAUGAAGCAGCACAAAAUGUAGAGGCCAGGGUAAAAGCACUAAGACUUCAAGUGUAUUUGAUACUUGUUUGCAAGAGGUUUCCUCAAUUUGACUUCUUCUUUUGGGUUAAAUAGGUAUUAUUUUGUUUAUAAAUUAGAUAGCAGAAAGUACACAUUUGACUUGAAGAAUUAGUCAGGAUAUAAGGUCAAAGCAUUUUUGUGUUGAAUUUUUUACAUACUUUAAAUCCGUAUUUGAAAUUAAUUAUACAUUAUUUUUUGAUAAUAGUUAUUUUUCAUGUUCCUACAGCUGUAUUUUACAUUUGAAAAACACAUUAUUUAUUUACAUGAUCCCAAAUUCCAGAAGAGGUAAUACAAAUAUCCCAUUAAAAGUUUAUUGUCUUACUGACACCACUAUUUUACCUUCAGUAUAGAAUUAAUGUGAAAAUACUACAUCAUCUGGAAUAUAUCUCAACUUUCUCACUCAGAAAUCCCAUUUGUUUGAAAAGUUAAAGGACAGUGAGAUCCCUCGUAAUGCUAAACUACCAGUCAGUAUUCACAGAAACAAUAUUUACCACACUGUUAUUUUUGUGUAUUCUGUUCAAGUUGCUCAGCUAGUGAAAGACAAAAAAAGGAAAAACUUGCAUUCAUAAGCUACAAAGGAGAUGGCAGUGCACCAGACUUUCAGAAGGCAAUAACCUUGAAUCCAAACGAGCAGCUCUGGUGUGUGUGGAAGCCACAGGAGCAGUGCUCUGUGCAGUGCCCCAGGAAUCAGUGGCAGGAUUCCUGAGCAGGAUGUUCACAGUUGUUCUUUGCCAUCUUGUUGCUCUGUUCUUUUUGACCAUGUGUUCCUGUAAAACAGAAAGCUACUUGCCUCUAAAAACCAUUAUCAGUCCUGACAAAUGCCAACAAAGCAUUCUUUCCCAUAUGCACAGAGAUUUGCUUUUUUUAGCUGUCUCCAUGCUGCUUGCAAUUAGUUACCCACUCACAGUUCCCAGGGACUUUGUCAGAAGUCCUGCAUGUGAAAUAAUUAUAGACUUAAUUUUUCUCAAAGCAAAUUGUUUCUCAGGUUAUCUGCUUUUGAAAGUGUAUGGCUGGCCUGGUUGCAUGUUUUGUAAGGGGUUUUAAGCACAUUUCAGAGUCACUAACACUGCAAAUUUCCCCUUUCUUUAAGCUUUUAAACUAUUUUUGUCUCUUCAGUCACAGCACUAGCAGGCGAUCAGCUAUUCACGUGCUGUUUGUUUAAAUUAGAUUUUAUUCUGUGAUACAAACUGUACCUUGCAGCUUUGUUUGCAAUGCCUGUACUUCCACUAAAGAGCAAAAUUCAUACUUGGCUGUGCUGAAAAAUGGGUGCAUAUUUCAUCUUCCUGAUUUAUGCUUGACCUGGAAAAACAGAGUGGGAUUCAGUUGGAGUUAUUGUAUUUUCCUCUUUCAUAAGCACUUAUUUAAUCAUUUAAAGAAAUGUACAGUUGGUGCUCAAAGUAACAUUUGUUAAGAUAUAUUUAAUAGAAAUUUACAUUUGCAUUUGAUAUUCAUGGACAUGGGUACAUGUAUUUUUUUAAGAAAAGGUAUUGUAACACUAUGGCACUGCUUUUAUAGCCAAAGUAUAAAAAAAUUUAGAAAACUGACAUGUAAAGACUGCAGUUAAUUCUGAUACUGUAUCUUAUGAAAUAGGAUGAGUUUUGUUUUAUAAAGUUAUCCAGCACAUUAAGCUGCAUGCCUUAAGCUCUCUCUAGGAUUGUGUUCCUGAUAGGCAACUCUUUGGAAGGAUGAAGCAAAGUCUGUAGUACUACUUUAACUACCUUCUGGAAUACUGUACAAUGGUAGAAUAAUUUAUUUUGCUUUACAGGAGUUUGUCACGUAUUGACUUUAAUAUUGUAUUUUGGUAAUAAACUUUUUUUUGUUAAA